This is a messenger RNA of Parascedosporium putredinis, 1923 nucleotides long. The record is from the annotation of a GenBank genome assembly. NCBI's taxonomy places the organism in Eukaryota, Fungi, Ascomycota, Sordariomycetes, Microascales, Microascaceae.
AUGGGCAAUUCUACCUUUAGGCUGGGCCCCAAUUACAAUUUCAUGAACCCCAAUGUACAGGCAUUGGCCUUUACAAUGGCGCCUGCUCAGGCCACUACCCCGGCCUUUAGCACCACACAUUUCCAGCACGGCGGGUCGUUCCUCUUCCAGCACCAGACUUCCCUGACCUACGACCAGCCGCCGCAACAGCCUCGCUUCCCUCCCGGAAACUUGGCGCUGCCAGCCGGAAUUCAGACAAGUUUCCCUCAGCAGUCUCCUGAGAUCUCCGAACUGACGAGAACAUGGGACAGCUGGGUAUACGGGAAUAUGCUUGUGGACUGGUAUCCAACCGCGGCACCCGAGCGCAUCAAGUAUUCGGAAAUUAUGCUUAAUGCAUUCAAAGUCAGGAAGGCUGCCGACCUGGCCCAGUAUAAAAAUUCGCUCAAGGCUGGUCUCACGGCCCUCUUGGCCCAUAAGCCUGUCGACGUCGGGCCAGAAGACACUCUGGCCAACCUGUCCGAACUUACGGAACAAGUACGGCAGCGAAUCCAGGCGGCCACCGGCGGACAGCCUCUAGACCACCAGAACAUCGCAGACAUCCCCGAAGCCGUCUUGAAUUCGAUCGUCUCCGAGCGCUGCGCGCGUUAUGGAGAAGUGAUGCUUCCGCUCACUGUGACUUUCGGCCCGGUCAGGUAUACCAAGGCCAUGGUCGUCUCCAUGGGCAAGCGCCAGCUACUCGACGAACGAUGCCGCUUCCGUUACGAAGGCCAGGUCCCUCGCCCGCAAAGAGAAUACCGCGCAAGGCUUGCAGUCGUCCGGAACACGGUAUUCCACAUGCUUGCCAGGCUUCUCGCAUUCGUCCACCCCGGCCUCGAGAAUAUCCUGCCUGUCAUGCAAGAAGCGAGGACCGAAUCGAUCCACACCCUGAGGCAGUGCUACGAGUCAGCAUUCCCUUCUCCCUACCAGCCGAGCCAAGAGCUCCGCGAUUUCAUCACCGCCAAGGUCAUGGAGACAGAGGCCACAGUAGAGCUUGCGUGGCUCUUGGUCCAGGUAGACCAGGACACGCAUACCGUGGACGACCACGCCUUCACCGCCAUUCUCACAAAGCUCACCCAAAAGCCACUGAGGGAUCUGGCCAACUGCUAUCACCAUCGCCAAAAGACGGCGGCGGAGAAGAUCUUAUUCGAGGAGUGCGAGUACAAUGAUAGGGUGGCCGUGUACAAAAAUGGGAAAUCCUAUCUCGACUUCGUCAACAAGUGGUACCCCGAGGCUCGUCAGGAUCCUCUCGUCAACCUCUAUAGCGGCCCACGAAUCGCCGAGGAGCUGUUCCAGACCAACCUCGAGAGAAUUUACCAGCUGGUGGCGCCGAAAUUUCCUGUCUUGGCUCCCACACCUCCCAUAUCAGCAACCCCUUCCAUCGAGGUCCGCCUCGUCGAGGCUCUCCUUCCAGUCACCGCUGCCCAACCGCCCGUCACCCCAGAAAGCGCUCCAGAACUCGUCGCGGCUCUAAACCCCCGCCUUCGAGGCGUUCUCGCCUCUGCCCCGCUGCAGCGGGCGUGGGGUUCCGCCUCCACCGUUGCGGCCUCCACCAUCGCGCUCACGCGCUCCUUCACCACGACCAAUUCGCUGCAGAAGAAGAAGAAGAAGGACAACAAACCCAAGUGGCUACGACACUGGACCAUCCACCGGGCUUGGCUCCUACACCAGCGCCACGUCCGCGAAGCCCGUCAGAAGGAGCUCAUGAGGAUGCAGCAGGGCAUGUUUGAGGCAUGCGAGGAGCUGAGGAAGACGAGCGGACCUGGCUUGAGGCCGGAAGGAUACCUCUACAGGGUUGGCAUGGAGAAGAAGGGUGUUUACGGGCCCAAGGGCAUUCCCAUCGAGUACGCGAGGCUACAGACGGACACUCCUGCGCGGGAAGCCUGGAAUCACAAUUGGACGAGGUAA